AUGUCGGGUGUCAAUGACAUGGCUUUUCCUGAGGCUUUCAGACUUGUGAAUAGUCUAAAGCGAAGUAAGAAACACCGUGAGACAAAAAUAUACGGGCGUUCGAGGACCAUCAAACAGUGGAUGGGCACUUGGGCACGUUUAUUGUGCACCAGCUACGAUGAUCAAUGCUUCAUACACAUACAGCACGAAAAGGGAAAAUCGUGCGUAGAUUACACCUCAAUUCUCUAA
Messenger RNA from Colletotrichum paranaense, 228 nucleotides. RefSeq lists its product as uncharacterized. The coding region runs from base 1 to 228 and encodes 75 amino acids. The record is from RefSeq and is a predicted model, not a curated record. The transcript has a single exon. Lineage: Eukaryota; Fungi; Ascomycota; Sordariomycetes; Glomerellales; Glomerellaceae.